Molecule: messenger RNA, 2928 nt
Organism: Leguminivora glycinivorella
Lineage: Eukaryota; Metazoa; Arthropoda; Insecta; Lepidoptera; Tortricidae
Gene: shaker
Product: potassium voltage-gated channel protein Shaker
Biological process (GO): potassium ion transmembrane transport; protein homooligomerization
Cellular component (GO): membrane; voltage-gated potassium channel complex
Molecular function (GO): delayed rectifier potassium channel activity; protein binding
Source: RefSeq, a predicted model, not a curated record
GUCACCGUUGCGGACGUGUGGGAAAAUACCAUACAUUGCCGAUUUAGAAAAACAAACAAUGAGCAUAUCCGAUACGUCAGAUUUAAAGUAACGGCCCGCUCUUUGUAGAUCAAAGUGAUGUAAAAUAUCGCAAGUGUUGAAUAGAUGGUGCUAGUCUUAAGUGAAGUGGUUGUAGUUUUUGUGUCAUUUGGGUCUUUAUUGAACAAUUACCCUGCUUUAAUGUUUGCGGGAGGUGGAGCCGGGUUUCAGAAACAGUCGAAGCCGCCCUGGGAGAACUCUAAUACCAACACUAACGCCGCUGAACUAACACCGAGUUGGUCGCUGCCAAAGCUUUGCAGCCAAGAGGAGGAGGCGGGGAGACCACCACAAGGCGGAGUGGUUACCUUUGAGCCAAUUCAACACGACCACGAUUUCUGCGAGCGAGUUGUUAUCAAUGUUAGCGGACUAAAAUACGAAACCCAACUACGGACAUUAAAUCAAUUCCCAGAAACACUUUUAGGAGAUCCGUCAAGACGGAUACGAUACUUUGACCCACUACGGAACGAAUACUUCUUUGACCGGAACCGACCCUCCUUCGACGCAAUCCUGUACUAUUAUCAAAGCGGCGGACGACUGCGGCGUCCGGUCAAUGUUCCACUGGACGUGUUCUCGGAGGAAAUCAAGUUUUACGAACUGGGCGAGCAGGCCACUAACAAAUUCCGUGAGGAUGAAGGUUUCAUAAAGGAAGAAGAGAAACCUCUCCCUUCAAACGAACGACAACGCAAGAUUUGGCUUCUAUUUGAAUACCCUGAGAGUUCACAGGCGGCCCGCGUAGUUGCCAUCAUCUCCGUGUUUGUCAUCCUCCUCUCUAUCGUCAUCUUCUGCUUGGAAACGCUUCCAGAAUUUAAGCACUAUAAGGUCUUUAAUACCACAACAAAUGGUACCAAGAUCGAGGAAGAUGAAGUGCCCGACAUCACUGAUCCCUUUUUCCUCAUUGAGACUCUCUGUAUAAUCUGGUUUACGUUCGAAUUGAUAGUGCGGUUCUUAGCAUGUCCAAACAAAUUUAAUUUCUUUAGAGACGUGAUGAACAUUAUAGAUAUAAUAGCUAUCAUUCCUUACUUCAUCACUCUGGCCACCGUGGUCGCUGAAGAGGAAGACACGCUGAAUCUGCCUCGGGCACCAGUGUCCCCGCAAGACAAAUCGACUAACCAAGCCAUGAGUCUCGCCAUACUUCGAGUGAUUCGGCUUGUACGAGUCUUCAGGAUCUUUAAGUUAUCCCGCCACUCUAAAGGAUUGCAAAUCUUGGGAAGAACGUUGAAAGCAUCGAUGCGAGAACUUGGACUUUUAAUAUUUUUCCUGUUCAUAGGUGUGGUGCUGUUUUCAUCUGCGGUGUACUUCGCUGAAGCCGGAAGUGAGAACAGCUUCUUCAAAUCCAUACCUGAUGCGUUUUGGUGGGCGGUCGUGACAAUGACGACCGUAGGAUACGGAGACAUGACGCCGGUUGGAGUGUGGGGCAAAAUUGUCGGUUCGCUGUGUGCGAUCGCCGGUGUGCUCACCAUCGCGCUGCCGGUGCCCGUCAUCGUCUCCAACUUCAACUACUUCUACCAUCGCGAGACUGACCAGGAGGAGAUGCAGUCCCAGAACUUCAACCAUGUCACUAGCUGUCCGUACCUGCCGGGGACCAUGGGGGAACCUUAUUUAAUUUCAGGGCCGAUACAGAAGAAGUCGUCAAUGAGCGACGACUCGUCCUCAGAGAUGAUGGAGCUGGACGAGAACGCUCUGGUGGCGGACCCGCACCUGGAGCAGAACCUGCGGCGCCUGCAGGAGGAGGAGAAGCUGCUACUUGAGCAGCCGGCCCUCGAGGCUGGCAACAUGGAUGACUUCGCGGCGCUCGAGCACCAGGACGCUCUGCGUCUCAACCAGUUGCAACAGCAAGAGCUCCAUAAGAAGCAGCAGGUGCAAGCGCAGCGGCUAGCGCUGCGGCAGACGCAGAGCGCCACGCAGCCGGCGCCCGAGCGCCGGGAGCCCACCAUGCGGCGCCGCACCACCUGCACCGUUCGCGUCAACAACCUGCAUGCUGCCGAAGCCAUAGAAACGGACGUCUGACCAUUGGAUAAGGCGAGCCAGCGCGACGAGGACGGCGGCGCCGGCUGCGAGCACGCGCGUGCGCGCGCAGUGUGGCGCGGCCGGCUGCCCGCGCGCUCCCCGCCGCCCUGCCACGUGUGAGCCAGCCACGCUCGCACACGCCGACCCUCGUGACCCACACGUCUCCCGGACGCAUCACCCGACACCAGUGUUGAAUGUGAACUAUUAGGUGCUUCACUUUUAUCUCAAGCGAACCAUUAGGUAGUAAUAUAGCGCCGAAAUGUUUGAAAGUAAGCUUGUAGCUUGCUCAAAAAUGAUAUACAUAUUAAGCUGCCGUGACUGGCAACGUGCUACAUUUUAGUCAGGGUUAGCGGGAAGCGCGUUUUGCUCGUUGACCCUGAUUGUAAAUACGAACAACUUCUAUGACACCUGGAAUGGUUCAUCGUGAAUAUAUCAAUAGGCCUAUAGAAGUAUUCGUUCUGUACAUGAACCUAAAGUAUCGCUUUCUGCUUAUCCAUAUAGUUAAUUUGUAAAUAGUAUAAGAUGGUAGCGGCUCGCGCGCCAUCCUCCUGAAUAUGGACAACCGAAAGUGAUGCCACGGAGAGAAUCAUUCUGUGGAACAACUCUCCUCUUAGAGGUCUAAAUUUGUACUUUAUAUGACACAGUUUAAGGCAAUACACAUUGAUUUGUUCGUAACAAAAUCAGUGCUAGCUUCUGAGAAACUUACAAUUCAAUAGUUGACUGUGAUGGCCUAAUCCGAAUAUUGGCCCUGGUAACCACUGGAGAUAGCUGCAACCUUAAAGAGAUCUGGUGUAUCUCCAGACGUAGUUGGCUAUCGGCGUUUUUAUAAUUAUUAUAUCACAA